Xyrauchen texanus (razorback sucker) is the source of this 3606-nucleotide messenger RNA. RefSeq names its product ribosome biogenesis protein BRX1 homolog. The transcript has 5 exons. The record is from RefSeq and is a predicted model, not a curated record. Gene Ontology annotation, molecular function: RNA binding. The coding region runs from base 166 to 504 and encodes 112 amino acids. NCBI's taxonomy places the organism in Eukaryota, Metazoa, Chordata, Actinopteri, Cypriniformes, Catostomidae. Gene Ontology annotation, cellular component: nucleolus. Gene Ontology annotation, biological process: ribosomal large subunit assembly.
GAUGGCAGCGCCCAGAGGAAUGCGUGCGGCGGACAGAUCCGCAGAAAACAGCGCAAAUAAAGCGAAGGAAAAGAUCUCAAACACAGAAAAAUAAAGAACAGGAUCUAAACUCACAAGCUGAUCUAGAACAAACGGAUAUGAUCCGCGUUCCCGCCUCUCGUCAGCAUGGGCAAAUGGACACAUAAAGAGAGAGUUUUGGUGUUUUCCUCUGGUGGAAUCAACUUCAGGACGAGACACCUGAUGCAGGACUUAAAGACUUUAGUGCCGCACAGUAACGCUGAAAGGACAAACUGUUCGUGGUUAAUGAGCCAAGAAGCAGCAGAAUCUGUACAUGUGCAUCGUCGAAUGAUUCGUUUGGCGAUGGCGGCUAAACAGAAGGAGAGACAGAUGGUGAAGGAGAAGAGGAAAGAAGGACAGGAAGUGAUGUCACAGACGAUGUGUUUGUUACUCCAGCGGAGCAGAAACCCGUUCAGAUUGAUCUCGACGCUCCAAAGUUUCAGAUAAACAAGAAACUGAAACUCGCUGAGCUGAUGAAGCACAAAGGCCUACGAUGAAACUAGAUGAUGCAAUUAGCCUGUAAACUGUGUCUGAUUAAAGAGAUUUUCUGUUUUCAGAACAGGAAGUGUUUCUGAGAAUCGUAGUUGGUUCACAUGUCCAGGUCAAGGGUCAACUCUACAUUUGAUGAUGUACAAUAACCGUCUGUAUUUUUCCAUUGAUGCAUAUUUGAGAAGAAUUCAAUGUUGUUAAAUGUUUAAAGGUGUUGAGUCAUUGUUGGUUUGCUAUUAUUGAUGUUUAAAAUAUCCAUUGUUUAUAAUAUAUUUAAUAAUAUAUUUAUGCUUCUGUAUCUAAUAUAUAGAUGAGUCUGUAUCUUAUAAGCAUAAUAUUUGUAAACGGGAACAGCUGUUGGUAUCGCGUAUGAAGUUCGAGCUCUAGAUUUAAUUCUGUUUAGUUCGAUUAGUUAUCAAUGAAGUGCAGCACAAAGUAAAUCUUUGUCUUAGUUUAGUUAUCAGGUUUUUGACACGCUUUGAUUUGAGUUGCUUAUUUGGGGGCUGUACAGCAAGUAAUCAGGAAGUAGUGAGAGAACUGAAGCAGCAGACCUCUUCGUAAGGACACCGACAAGGCCACUACACUUAAAUUUGGCACUUGGCACUGCCUCUCCACCAGGGACGGAUUACCGAAUGGGGCAAUACCCAGGGGCCCUGGACUACCUUGAACCGCUCAACAACAUUUGGGCGCGAACAGCGAACACACAACCACCCCCCCUGCCAACCUGCAACCAGAUAAUUUGCCCCAGGGCAUUUGCAAGUCAUAAUCCGUCCAUGCUCUCCACAGCCCCUCUCCAUAUCUGUUGGACUGUGGAACUGCUGUCAACAAAGCGGACUUCAUUCUCACCUUUGCCAGUCAGUCUCAGCUCAAUGUUUUGGCUCUUACUGAGACAUGGAUCGGCAGAGACAACACUUCAACUCCCUCAGCUCUCUCGACUUUCACCCACACCCCUCGUCUGACUGGUUUGCUCAUUUCAGACUCGUGGAAAUUCACUCCAGACCCUGACUGUCAGAGACGGGAACGGAUUACCGACCGGGCCAAUGGGGACAGUGCCCAGGGGUCCUUGACUGCCCUACCACCUGUCCACUUGACCCUAUCCCCUCUCAUCGUAUGCCAGCUCCUCUACAUCGAUCUUAUCCUCACUCACACACAUUAUCAACGCUUCUCUCACAACUGGAAACUUUUCCAAUACAUUCAAGCAGGUUUGAGUAACCCCACUGCUUAAACCAACACAUCACCUCACAGUAGUCGAUAACUACAGACCGAUCUCUCCUACCCUUCCUGUCUAAAACUCUUGAGGGGGUCGUAAUCAACCAGUUGUCUGCGUUUCUCUCACAGAACAACCUACUCGACAGACAUCAGUCUGGCUUCAAAAAAGGACACUCAACAGAGCCCUCUUGUGAGAAGCUGAAACCCUGCAAACUUAAAAUCGUCCGUCCUCAUCCUCCUCGACUUGUCUGCUGCCUUCGACAGUGAACCACAAGAUCCUCCUGUCCACCCUCUCGGAUCUGGGCAUCAGAGGAACUGCGCUUGGCUGAUUUGAGUCAUAGCUCACUGACAGAUUGUUCAAGGGCUCCUGGAGAGGUGUCCAAGACACCCCAGCUGACCACUGGGGUCCCUCAAGGAUCAGCGCUUGGACCCCUCUUCUCUGUGUACACAACAUCACUCGGACCAGUCAUUGAGGCACAUGGCUUUUCCUACCACUGCUACACAGAUGAUAGGCAGCUCUACAUGUUGUUCAAGCCUGGAGACACUACUGUCUCAGCUCGUACCUUGGCCUGCCUCGGACAUUUCAGCCUGGUUGAAGGAACGAAACCUUCAGCUCAACCUCGCCAAAACAGAAAUCCUCAUGAUCCCAGCCAACCCAUCUGUUGACUACAACCUCUCUAUUCACCUUGGUUCAACAACACUAACACCAACCAUGACAGCCCAGAAACUGGGAGUGGUGGUAGAUGACCAGCUUAAUUUGACUGCACACACCUCAUCAACCGCCCAGUCUAGAAGAUUUGCGCAUUACAACAUCAGGAAAAUCAGACCUUUCAAGUCUGAAUAUGCUGCACAGCUCCUGGUGCAAGCUCUGGUCUACUACAAUGCUCUGUUGGCUGGCCUUCCAGCUAACACAAGCCACUGCAGAUGGUCCAGAAUGCAGCAGAGCAUCUGGUCUUCAAUCAGCAAAAAAGGGCUCAUGUCACCCCACUCUGCAUUUCACUCCAUUAGCAACCUGUAGCUGUCCGAAGCAAAUUCAAGGCUUUAACUCUGGCCUUCAGGACAGCCAACGGAACCACACCAUCUUCAAUUCACUUCUUCAGGUCUAUGCUCCAACUCGUUCUCUGCGAUCUAUGAAUGAGCGAUGCCUCGUGGUCACGUCACAAAGAGGCUCAAAGUCUGUUUCACGAUUGUUCACUUUCUCUGCUCCUCUGUGGUGGAAUGAACUUCCAACCUCCACACGAUCUUCUGUUACCUUCUCAACAUUCAAGAACCAGACGAAAACACAUCUGUUCCACGAGCAGUUAACCAACCCACACUAAUUGCCCUUUCUACUGCACUUAAUGUACAAUAAAUCGUUGUCUUUCUCUUUCUUUUGUGCUAGCAUCGUUCAGCUCCAACCAUGGUGGAAACUUGGUAGUCCUAUACUGCAGGUGCUAUUCACUGCUUGCCAUGUGUCUCAUUUAUAAGUCGCUUUGGAUAUAAGAGUCCGCUAAAUGACUAAAUAUAAAAUUUGAAAAUGUGGUUAUACAUUAUAAGAGACAGUUUUUUUAAUCUUAUUUUGGUUUUGGCUAAAUACUUGAAACAUAAGUAUAAAUUUAAUAAGAGAACGCCUUUCUUAUGGCCUAAGAACUUUAUAUACAUUUGAUUUCGAAUUCUUCUUAUAAUAAAACUGGAAGCACGUGAGUGUAAUUUAUUGUGAGCGAGAAUAAAACAACAGUCUGCAACUAUACUGACAUUAAGUUUAUUCAAUGAUAAAAACACAACCCUAUCUGUAAAGUCCUGACAAUUGCUUCACACGUGUUGUACAUGUAGGAACCAGUUGUUGGUAAACGUUGUUUCCGGUCGGACGCA